This is a messenger RNA of Piliocolobus tephrosceles (Ugandan red Colobus), 1014 nucleotides long. Its product is annotated as cilia- and flagella-associated protein 74-like. The transcript has 5 exons. Bases 51 to 680 code for a protein of 209 amino acids. Lineage: Eukaryota; Metazoa; Chordata; Mammalia; Primates; Cercopithecidae. The record is from RefSeq and is a predicted model, not a curated record.
AGAAUCUCAACGGUCAGAGUGUGUUCAGCGUGGCCCCUGUCAAGGGCGUCAUGGACCCCGGGAAGACGCAGGACUUCACUGUCACCUUCAGCCCCGACCACGAGAGCCUCUACUUCUCCGACCGGCUCCAGGUGCUGCUCUUUGAAAAGAAAAUCUCCCACCAGAUCCUGCUGAAAGGGGCCGCCCGUGAGCACAUGAUGUUCGUGGAGGGCGGGGACCCCCUGGACGUGCCCGUGGAGUCUCUGACAGUGAUCCCUGUAUUUGACCCCAAGCACAGAGAGGCCAGCUCCCGGCCAGGCCCUCCCUCUCCAGAAGCCGAGGAGCUGAGGCCCAUCCUGGUGGCCCUGGACUACAUCCAGUUUGACACAGACACGCCAGCCCCACCUGCCACACGAGAGCUGCAGGUGGGCUGUAUCCGGACCACCCAACCAUCUCCAAAGAAGACCGUUGAGUUCAGCCUGGACAGUGUCACAUCCCUGCAGCACAAGGGUUUCUCCAUUGAGCCCUGCCGGGGCUCCGUGGAGCGCGGCCAGACGAAGACCAUCAGUAUCUCCUGGGUGCCGCCUGCGGACUUUGAUCCAGACCACCCACUCAUGGUGUCAGCCCUGCUGCAGCUCAGGGGGGAUGUGAAGGAGACCUACAAGGUCAUCUUUGUAGCCCAGGUGGUGACCGGCCCCUAAGCCUCUGCACAGAGCACCCUCGGGCCCUCCUGCCCACCCUCAAAGCCCUCCCCAGGCUGAGGGCCAGUCCAUACUACCCUAGAGCCUGGGACCUGGCCAUCCUCUGCCAGGCAGGUUUCAAUAGGCCACCCUCCACAUGGUGGCACGGCCACUUCCUGCUGCCCUGGACCCAGCAAGCCCAGGUACAUCCAAGAACACCCCCUCCUGAGAUCCCAGACUCAGAACCAGCGAGAAGGCCAGGCCAGCCCACAGCCAUCCUAGGCAGAGCCCCUCAGAGCCCCCAGGAGAGCCCCCCACAGCCUGUCAAUAAACGUUUUCUAGGCCAGCACUUGCA